Maudiozyma barnettii is the source of this 2790-nucleotide messenger RNA. It is a transcript of the gene HUL5, whose product is annotated as ubiquitin-ubiquitin ligase HUL5. The record is from RefSeq and is a predicted model, not a curated record. Gene Ontology annotation, biological process: ubiquitin-dependent protein catabolic process; protein polyubiquitination. The transcript has a single exon. Lineage: Eukaryota; Fungi; Ascomycota; Saccharomycetes; Saccharomycetales; Saccharomycetaceae. Gene Ontology annotation, molecular function: ubiquitin protein ligase activity. The coding region runs from base 1 to 2790 and encodes 929 amino acids.
AUGCUAAAUUUUACAGGUGAGACAAGGAGAAGGAAUGUUAAUUUAGGUUCUAGAUCCAAGUCAUCCAAAAGAGAUAUAUUGCUAAAAGCAGAAAGAGAUAGGGCAAAAAGAGCACAAGAACGUAAAGAAAACAAUGCUGUGACUAAAUUGCAAAAAAAUAUUCGAAAAUAUCUAGACGUUGGAAAAUAUUUCAAAACCCAGUACAUGGACAGUACAAUUAAUCUCAUGAAUGACACAUUGGGAAAUGAUGUAAGCCUAUUUCCGGUGUUUGGCUAUAAAUUACUUUAUUAUAUACCUAUAAAUCAUUUGAAAAGGCUACUGGUAAAAUACCAAACUUAUUAUAAGGAAUAUCCCAACAGUUUAAUCAAUCAAAAAAUAUUUUUAUUACUGAGCAAAUUGCCAACUGGAGAUAUAUUACCAGAAUGCAUUAAUAUAAUUAAUUUUAAAUUAAUAAAUGGGAAUGAAUUUAUAGAGAUUGGGUUUUUACCAUUCAUUACCAACAAUUACAAUUUUGACUUUAAUUUAACAAAUACAUUACCAAUUUUUUUCUCAUUGUUAAAGUUAAAACUCAACGUUGAUACCAUACGAAGUAUAAUACUCCCUCUGAUGACUUUAGUGAUAAAGGACAACAUCAAUUCAUUAUCGAUUCAAACCCUUCUGCCAAUAAUUGUGGAAAAUGAAUUGAUACCAACGAUGACACCGUUGGAUCAGGAAUCAUUACGAAUUGUAUUCAACAAUCUCUCUUUUCUUCAUACAAUAGUACAAGACAAAGAUUACAUAGAGAAUAAAUUGAUAGAGGUUCUAACGUACUAUACUGGCAUUAACACAAUGGAUAAUAUGCCAUUUUAUAAUACAUUCAAUAUAGCUUUGUUUGAAUCAUCAUUUUCCAAACGAUUGGUAAGCUUGGUAUCCACUGAUAUGGUACCAUUAUCAACACUAGUAUCUUAUAUCAAUAUUUCUAAGCUGACUCAUAUUGGAUACAAAAAUAACUUACUAGUGGUAUUGUUAACGAAUAAACGGUUGUGUGAAAAAAUAUUUAAUGAUCUUUUCAAAUAUUCUUCAAUCGAGGAUAUCAGGGACUCUAGUAUUAAUAGUCUAGAGAUUGCGAUUGAAUUAUUGAAUUUUUAUUUAGCAUUAGCUACGGAUUCUGAAAUGUUUAGUGAUCAAAGUUCGAUACCGAUAUCAUCUAUCAAGAAGUUUUCUGUCAUGUUAAAGGAUGUUGUUUUUGAUGAAUUAUGGAAUAAACCAAGAGAACUGAGAGGUAAGAUCUCGGAUGUCGCAAUAAAUUUAUUGACUAAAAUAUAUAUUCGUGACUCUAGAACCCAUUUUUGUUCCGAUAAGUCAGAUUCUGAUUUUUGGACCAUCAAUGAUCCAAUAUUUGUAAAGACUACCAUUUUCAAAUUAAUUGAUCAAUUUAAUUCUUACUAUAAAAGUGUUAGUGAUUUUAUUGAACCACACUCUUCAUCUGAGAUAAUUUUAUCGCAAAGAAAUUUAAAACUUGAAUCAUUGAAUCAUAUGAUUGAAGCGUGGUUAGGAAAUACCCCAGUCCGUCAUAUAAACAAAUUAGAAAUCCUUAUUAGAAUUCCCUUUUUCAUUCAUUUUGAUAAACGUGUUGAAAUGUUUUAUACUUUAAUUGGUCUUGAUAAACGUGAAUUAGGUAUAGAUGAUAACUCACCACAAUCUUUCAUGAAUGCUUUAAUGCCUGGCCGGUUAGGCAAAUGGACCUCAACAAUCUCAAGAGAUCAUAUAUUAGAAGAUGCAAUGGAUGCAUACAAUAAUAAAGGUGAUCUUUUCAAAUCUUCGUUGUCAGUUAAAUUUGUUAAUGAAUUUGGUCCCGAAGAAGGGAUAGAUGGAGGUGGUGUCACAAAGGAAUUCUUAACAAGUGUGGCAGAUGAAGGGUUUAAGGAUCCCAAAUAUGGAUUAUUCGCCACUAAUGAACAAUAUGAAUUAUAUCCAAAUCCUACCGGAGAUUCAGUAACUUUAGAUCAAUUAUCAUUCAUGGGUAAGAUUGUUGGGAAAUGCCUAUAUGAUCAUGUUCUAAUUGAUGUUGAUUUUUCUAGAUUUUUCUUGAAGAAAUUAUUAAAUUAUUCGAAUAUGUUCAGGUCUACUUUUGAUGAUUUAAAUAGUUUGGAUAGUACAUUGUACCAGACACUAACAAGAUUAUUAGUCAUUGAAGAUUCCCAAGAGAUUGAAUCCUUAGAUUUAUAUUUUGAAAUAAAUGAUUCCAAGGGGAAUAUCAUUGAACUGAUUCCAAAUGGUAGUACGACAAAAGUCAAUAAACAUAAUAUAUUAAAAUAUGUGUUAAGGAUUGCAGAAUAUAAAUUAGAUAUAUCACUUCUUGAAGGUGUCACUGCAUUUCAUAGAGGUCUCAGUGUCAUGAUUCCACCGAUAUGGUUAGAAAUGUUUAACCCUGAGGAAUUAGAAAUGUUAAUCUCUGGGGGUAAAAAAGAUUUUGAUAUUAUUGAUUUGCAAAAGAACACAGAGUAUGGUGGAUAUACUGAAGAUGAUAUUACUAUUACAAACUUUUGGGAUAUUAUUAAUGAGAUGACAUCUGAGGAACGAUGUAAGUUUUUAAAAUUUGUUACAUCUGUUCCACAGGCUCCAUUACAAGGAUUUGAAUCCCUAGAUCCAAAAUUCGGGAUACGUAAUGCAGGGGAAGACUUGACAAGAUUACCAACUGCAUCUACAUGUGUAAAUCUUUUAAAACUUCCAGAUUAUGCUGAUAAAGAGACAAUGCGUGCCAAAUUAUUAUAUUCUAUAAAUUCAGGUGCUCGCUUUGAUUUAUCAUGA